Messenger RNA from Penicillium oxalicum, 282 nucleotides. RefSeq lists its product as uncharacterized. Bases 1 to 282 code for a protein of 93 amino acids. The record is from RefSeq and is a predicted model, not a curated record. NCBI's taxonomy places the organism in Eukaryota, Fungi, Ascomycota, Eurotiomycetes, Eurotiales, Aspergillaceae. The transcript is spliced from 3 exons.
AUGUUCACCCGAGUAGCCGAGCAGCCGGGCAGUCUCUGGGCAGGAGGUGACCGAGCCAAGUUCCAAUUGUACCGACCCCUCAGUGGCAACACGGCCCAACGUGGCCGGAAACGUACUGUCCCCAGUCGAGGCCCGAAGAGCCCAGAAGAGUUGGGAGCCAUCCACGACAUGACGGCCAAGGACUACCACUCUGUUAAGAUCCCCACGACGCUCAUUUCCUCCCUUAGCUGUACCCUCACCAUGUACAUGUUCAUGGGGCCCUUCAACGAGGCUGACUUCUAG